Messenger RNA from Phoenix dactylifera (date palm), 2063 nucleotides. Its product is annotated as endoplasmic reticulum oxidoreductin-1-like. Lineage: Eukaryota; Viridiplantae; Streptophyta; Magnoliopsida; Arecales; Arecaceae. Gene Ontology annotation, cellular component: endoplasmic reticulum; endoplasmic reticulum membrane. Gene Ontology annotation, molecular function: protein-disulfide reductase activity; thiol oxidase activity; FAD binding. Gene Ontology annotation, biological process: protein folding in endoplasmic reticulum. The record is from RefSeq and is a predicted model, not a curated record.
UUUCGAAGCCAAUUCUUGAGAAUAUUUGCAAGUAAUUGUAUUAUCAGAAUCUCCAGGGAGAUGAACAAGUUUGCAGUUGACUUUGGAAAAUAAAGUUUUGUUACAGUCCAUGGUAACUGCCUUUUUUUUUUAUUUGUUUCCGUCAACGGAAAUUCUUCUUUCCCUCGUCCGCGUCUCGGUCUCCCUCUCGCUCUCUCCGUGGAAACUUCCUCGAGAAUUAAAAGCCCCAGUCCGGCGAUCGUUUCCACCCCCAUUUAGAGGUUUCUACGGUUUCGUUCUCGAGAACAAAUCGAAGACUAGGGUUCGAUUUUUCGGAUGGCGAGCGGAGAUGGCGGCGGCGGAGCUGGCGGUGGGAGGGGGCGGAGGUGUGGCUGGGCGGUGGGGGCUCUGAUCGCCGUCCUCCUCGCCACGGCCGUGACGUCGAGGACCUCCCCCAAGAUCACCCUCUUCGGGAUCACCGACAAGCCCUGCGAAUGUUCCGAAUCGAGGAAAUACACGGGAAUGGUGGAGGAUUGUUGUUGUGAUUACGAAACUGUGGAUUCUCUGAACAAUGAAGUGCUGCAUCCUAUACUACAGGAACUUGUUGCCUCCCCAUUCUUUCGAUACUUUAAGGUUAAACUGUGGUGUGACUGCCCAUUCUGGCUUGAUGACGGGAUGUGCCGUCUUCGGGAUUGCAGUGUCUGUGAGUGUCCAGAUAGUGAGUUUCCAGAGCCAUUUAAGAAGCCCUUUCAAGGGCUUUCUGCCGAUGAUCUGAUCUGUCAGGAGGGAAAACCACAGGCUUCUGUCGAUCGUACACUAGAUAGAAAAGUUUUCAGAGGGUGGAUUGAAAUUGACAACCCAUGGACAUAUGAUGAUGAAACUGAUAAUGAGGAGAUGACAUAUGUGAACCUUCAGCUAAACCCUGAGCGCUACACUGGUUAUGCAGGUCCAUCAGCUAGGCGGAUAUGGCAAGCUAUUUACACUGAAAAUUGUCCAAAAUAUCCUUCAGGAGAAUUUUGCCAGGAGAAAAGAGUGUUAUACAAGCUGAUUUCAGGACUGCAUUCCUCAAUUUCAGUUCAUAUAGCAUCUGAUUAUCUUCUUGAUGAAGCUAGCAAUAUGUGGGGCCAAAAUCUUGACGUGUUUUAUGAACGUGUUUUGAGACACCCAGAUCGUGUCAGAAACUUGUACUUCACCUUUCUUUUUGUUCUCCGGGCAGUUACAAAGGCUGCAGAUUAUAUGGAGCAGGCUGAAUAUAACACGGGCAACUUACAAGAAGAUCUGAGAACGCAAUCAUUCGUGAGGCAGCUAGUCUAUAAUCCCAAGUUACAAGCUGCUUGCCCACUACCAUUUGAUGAAGCCAAACUCUGGCAAGGUGAAAGUGGGCCUGAACUGAAGCAGCAGAUCAAGAAGCAAUUUAGAAAUAUAAGUGCAUUGAUGGAUUGUGUUGGAUGUGAGAAAUGCCGCCUUUGGGGAAAGCUUCAAGUUCUUGGUCUUGGCACAGCACUGAAGAUUCUCUUUUCAGUCAAUGGCCAAAACCUCAUGAAUCAGCAUCUGCAGCUGCAACGAAAUGAAGUUAUUGCUUUGGUGAACCUUCUAAAUAGACUUUCAGAAUCUGUUAAACUUGUUCAUGAAAUGGGACCUUCUAUUGAGAAAAUCAUGGAAGGACAGUUUUCUCCACCUACACGCAAGAGUAGUUCGUAGCAAAGAAUAAUCUCUAGUCAUUCUUGGGCCGAGAACAUUAUAGUCUGACCUGUGUAAACGGCAUGUAUUAUUAAGCACAGCAUCGAAGUGGUAUAGAGAGCCAGUGGGCUGUGGAAUUACUGGGGACCUGAAUAAAUCCCCUAUUAUACUCCAAAUUAGAUCAACAGAUGAAGAUGCAAAAGUUCUUUCAGUGACUACCCUUCAGCUUUGAAGCUCGCUCAAAUGGCAUCACGGCUAACUUAACCAAAUAAUGCUACCUGCAUCUGAUUGUAUGAGUUGCAAAUAGAACUGCGCAUCAGUCACAAUUGUACUGUACUUGGAGAGUUGCAACUUUUGAUUUAUUGAGAAAAAUCUUUGCUGAUACCUGUCUAAUUUAUUUUUCA